Hyaena hyaena (striped hyena) is the source of this 1118-nucleotide messenger RNA. RefSeq names its product RNA polymerase II subunit A C-terminal domain phosphatase SSU72-like. Gene Ontology annotation, cellular component: nucleus; mRNA cleavage and polyadenylation specificity factor complex. The transcript has a single exon. Bases 1 to 768 code for a protein of 255 amino acids. The record is from RefSeq and is a predicted model, not a curated record. Lineage: Eukaryota; Metazoa; Chordata; Mammalia; Carnivora; Hyaenidae. Gene Ontology annotation, biological process: termination of RNA polymerase II transcription. Gene Ontology annotation, molecular function: RNA polymerase II CTD heptapeptide repeat phosphatase activity.
AUGCACGCGCCCACGCUGUGCACACGACCCUGCUGUGCACGUGUACUGACGCACAGGUACAUCCGUCGAAGACGUUGUGAUCCCGGCGCAACGACUACCUGCUGUCCCAGUGGCCAUUUUGCUGGCCCCAUGGCCUCGAGCGAGUCCUUCAACCCGUGCGUCGCAGGCAGCGAAGCCGCCACUGAGUCCACCCCGCCGCUGCGUCUGGCGGUGGUGUGCUGCAGCAACCAAAACCGGAGCAUGGAGGUGCACCGCGUCCUCAGCAAACGCGGAUUCAGUGUGCGGUCCUUCGGAACAGGAACAAUAGUGAAGCUGCCCGGCCCUGUGCCCGACAAGCCCAACGUUUACGAUUUCCGCACCACCUACGAACAGAUGUACCACGAUCUGCUCAGGAAGGACAGGCACCUGUAUACGCAGAACGGCGUUUUACACAUGUUGGAACGAAACAAGAGGAUCAAGCCCCGGCCAGAGAGGUUCCAGAGCUGCCGAGACGAGUUCGACCUGAUCAUCACAUGCAAAGAGAGAGUGUACGACCAGGUGGUGGAAGACAUGCAUUCCAGAGAGCAGGUGACCUGCCAGCCGGUGCACGUGAUCAACGUGGACAUCGAGGACAACCCGGAAGAGGCCACUGUGGGCGCGUUCCUCAUCUGCAAGCUGUGCCAGUGCCUUCAGCGCACCGCGGAUAUGGAGAACGACAUAGACGGCGUGCUGCUGGAGUUCGAGGCCAAGAGCGGCAAAACCUUCCUGCACACCGUGUGCUUCUACUGAGCCGCCGGCCGCGCCCCUGGGGCCCGCGAUCCGAGCUUCUGUUCGGCACUCCCGGUUCCUUCCCCUGUUUGGUUCCGCCCUUAGGUCCGCUGUCCCACGACACUAGUAAUCCCCGAUAAAAUGUAGGUGAUGAGAUGAGAAGAUAGCGUGGACGACGCCAAGUUCAAGACAAUCCAUUUGUUUCUACUCCGCUUUGAUUUACAGCGAGCACUGACUCUCAAGUUCUUUCUCUUGACCCAAGAAAGCAAACCACGGUUUGAAGUCCUUUUCACCUAUAGCCUUGUGGCUUUCUUGCUCUUUCCCCUCUGUCCCCCAAACUUGCUGGAAUGUAUGAACCACCGAAAUAAAGG